AGAAAUAAAUAUAAAGACACACUUCACAUUCCCUUGAAUUACAAUAUUGUUAAUUAUUUUCACAGUAAUAUGAAUUGUAAUCUUAUAAAUAUCUUCAAGUUUGUUUUAUGAAAUUUCAACAUGAAGAAUGCUACUGAAGUUAACAUAUUUUUGCUAAAGGGUUUCACAGAUAAUCUUGAACUGCAGAUCAUCUUCUUCUUCCUGUUUCUAGCCAUCUACCUCUUUACUCUCAUGGGAAAUUUAGGAUUGAUUGUACUGGUCGUUGGGGAUUCCCGGCUCCACAAUCCCAUGUACUAUUUUCUGAGUGUUUUGUCUUCCGUGGAUGCCUGUGUUUCCUCAGUUAUUACCCCAAAUAUGAUAGUAGAUUUCAUGUCAAAGAACAAAGUCAUUUCAUUCCUUGGAUGUGCAGCACAGAUGUUUCUUGCUGUUACUUUAGGGACCACAGAAUGCUUUCUCUUAGCAGCAAUGGCUUAUGAUCGCUAUGUAGCCAUCUACAACCCUCUCCUGUAUGCACUGAACAUGUCACCCAGAGUCUACAUGCCACUCAUCAUUGCUUCCUAUAUUGGUGGAAUUCUGCAUUCUACGUUACACACGGUGGCCACUUUUAGCCUCUCCUUCUGUGGGUCCAAUGAAAUUAGACAUUUCUUUUGCGAUAUCCCUCCUCUCCUUGCUAUUUCUAGUUCUGAUACUUAUGUAAACCAGCUUCUUCUCUUCUACUUUGUGGGCUCCAUUGAAAUAGUCACCAUCCUGAUUGUUCUGAUCUCCUAUGGCUGCAUUCUGUUGGCUAUUCUCAAGAUGCACUCUGCUGAAGGGAGACGAAAAGUGUUCUCUACAUGUGGCUCUCACCUAACUGGAGUGGCAAUUUACCAUGGGACAAUCCUCUUCAUGUAUGUGCGACCCAGUUCCAGCUACGCUUUGGAAUAUGACAUGAUAGUGUCGAUAUUUUAUACCAUUGUGAUUCCCAUGCUGAAUCCCAUCAUCUACAGCUUGAGGAACAAAGAUGUAAAAGAGGCAAUCAAAAGAGUGUUUGGGAAAAAUUGGUAUAUAAUGUAUUUUUCACACUAA
Molecule: messenger RNA, 1065 nt
Organism: Lemur catta (Ring-tailed lemur)
Lineage: Eukaryota; Metazoa; Chordata; Mammalia; Primates; Lemuridae
Product: olfactory receptor 5T2-like
Exons: 1
Coding region: 121-1065 (314 amino acids)
Biological process (GO): G protein-coupled receptor signaling pathway; sensory perception of smell
Cellular component (GO): membrane
Molecular function (GO): G protein-coupled receptor activity; odorant binding; olfactory receptor activity
Source: RefSeq, a predicted model, not a curated record